This is a messenger RNA of Hirsutella rhossiliensis, 3429 nucleotides long. Its product is annotated as jmjC domain, hydroxylase domain-containing protein. Lineage: Eukaryota; Fungi; Ascomycota; Sordariomycetes; Hypocreales; Ophiocordycipitaceae. Bases 1 to 3429 code for a protein of 1142 amino acids. The record is from RefSeq and is a predicted model, not a curated record. The transcript is spliced from 8 exons.
AUGCCGACCGCGCUUCAUCCGCAAGCCAAGUUCGACCCGAUUCCCCCCGACCUUGAUCUGCAGGGCCUGGUUGAGCGAACGCGAAACUUCAGAUGGGUACAGCGAGUAUCCCGGUCGCAAAUCCGCAACUUGGGGUCGCAGGAGUUUGAGAAGCUUGUCCAAAUUCACGUCAUCGCCGGUGGGAAACCUCUGGUCAUCGACGGCUGGGACGCUGCGCUGCCCAAAUGGCUGUUCGACGUCGACUGGCUGGAGAAGACGUACGACAAGAAGCAGGAGAAUGUUCGUGACAUCUCGGCUGCGACCGAUAUCCCAAUGACAACAGGCCACUAUCUGCGAUCCAUGAAACAGCUCACGAACCAGUGGACGCCCCAUACCUAUCGCGAUGAACGUCGACAGCGGCUCUAUCUCAAAGACAUUGACUGCCCUCUGGAGUGGCGCGACUCUUUGCAAAAAGUCAUCCACCCUAGUCUUUUCUACCUCAACGAAAACGUAAACGCGACCGGCGGCGCGGGCGAUCUUAUGUCUAGCCUUCCCGAGGACAUGCGCGCCGAGAACCUCAUGUGCUACAUCGGUCACGAAGGCACCUUUACCCCCGCGCACCGCGAAAUGUGCGCCUCACUGGGUCAAAACAUCAUGGUUGAGGCAUCUGUCGACGGCGCCGGGGAGAAGGCCGGGAGCUCCAUCUGGUUCAUGACGGAGAGCAAAGACCGCGAGGUGGUGCGAGAGUACUUCUUGUCCAUGCUUGGCCACGACAUCGAGAUUGAGAAGCAUUUUGCCCAAAUCAACGCUUGGAAAAAGGCCCCCUUCGACGUGUACAUUGUCGAGCAGCGCGUUGGAGACUUUAUCCUCAUUCCCCCGCUGGCUGCUCAUCAGGUGUGGAACCGGGGCACGCGGACCAUGAAGGUUGCGUGGAAUCGCACGACCGUGGAGACUCUCGACCUCGCAUUACACGAGGCGCUCCCAAAGGCGAGGCUCGUUUGCCGUGACGAGCAGUACAGGAACAAGGCCAUUAUUUACUUCACCCUGCAGAAGUACUGUCACGAGAUUGUCAGAAACUCUCCCCGAGCCAGGCAGCUAGCUGGCGACUUCAAGCGACUGUUUGGCCUCUUCACCGAGGUCCUCGUCGACGAGACUUUUGCUUUCAAGGAAAAAGACGUCGAGUUCCUCCCCUUUGAUUCCUGCGUUACUUGUUCCUACUGCCGGUCCAACAUCUUCAACCGCUUCUUGACCUGCAAGCACUGCGUGCGCACUCUUGCCAAUGGAGACGAGGACGCCUAUGACUGGCCUUGGUCGGGGCUGGUCGACAGAUACGAGACCUGGCGGUCCAUGGUUAUUGCAAACGACGGAUUCAUCGAUAUUCAGAUUUCCCCCCAGCCUUUCGAAGUGGCUCGCCUUAAGUCGGGGAAGAAGACUGUGGCACAAAUUUGCCAAGAGGCUCUCAGGAGGCGCCCCUGGAAAGACAUUACCAAGCAAGAUCGCGAGAAGACACCAAGCGACUCUGAGCCAGGAGAUGGCGACGAAAAAGCCAAGAAGAAGCCCAAGAGAAAGAAGAAGAAGGGCGAGGUCCGCAGAUGCCACGUGUGCUGUCACAAGGACUACAGCUACAGAGUGCACCAAUGCACAAACCCGGCGUGUUCCGAAGGGUACUGCUACGGUGUUCUUUACAGGGCCUUCGACAUGAUGCCGCAGAAAGUCCUCGAGGACGAAUACUGGCAGUGUCCAAAGUGCCUGGGGAUAUGCAGCUGUGGCGCCUGCCGCCGUUCGGGCAACACCAACGCCUAUACUCCCAAGAGCACACUUCUUGGCCACGACACUCGACCCAUUGCAGACGACCGGAGCGUGGAAGCGCUCGUCGACUUUCGAGUCCACAACCUCUCGUGGCUCAAGGCUGUGGGAGAAGAAAGCCGAAGCAAGGACAGCCGGCGAAUGCAGCGCUUGCGGGAGCAAGCCGACAGCGCCAAGGCGCAAGACUUGACGCACCAGGUGGAGGCUCAGCAUACGACGCAUGACGGCGCAGUGGCCGCUGCUACUUCCGGAUUCGCCACAGCUGAGAGACACGCUGUGAAUGGGUACGGAGAUCAGAGCGAGGUCGUCCAGCAGCGACAAUCGACCGGAGAGGAGGAUGACUCCCGCAGAGAGGCGAACGGCGUAGAAAACGAAACAGCUCUGACCGAGAAUAUCACAGGCGCGGUGGAAGAGACUGGUGAUCUAGGCACGUCAUCAUACCCUGACCCAUCCGUCUUCAUCCGCCAGAGGAUCGGCAUGGGCUAUUACGAACAGGACGACACGCCGGACAAAAUUCUUUUCGAUCCUUAUCAAGUCCCUUCUGCGGACGUGAUGAAGCUUCCCGAGUCCGACGUACCCGAGUUCGUGAAGAAGUCGAUUAGGGCGGCGAAAAGGAAGGCCAGGCGAGAAAACGAGGACCCGGAAUUCGUGAUUGGAAGAAGUCACCACAAGAAGCCUCGCCUCACCCAGCAGCCUGACCUACUUGACAACAUGGACCCUGCGCUUUUUGACGGGAGCGACGUGCAAGAGGCUGCCACGAAUGAGCCGCGGGAGGCACCAGAGGCUCAACUUCUUCAGGCGCCGGAAACGUUGCAGGACAAACCGGAACGGGCCCCUCAACGACGUCAAACCAUGCCAGUCUUUGAUGCCAAUGAGCCCAUUCUACGACAUGCAAGGCCAAAGGCGUCGUAUGUGGAAGUGGAGGAUGCAGAUCUAGAGGAGUUCGAGGAGGAGAACCCGGGCCCUCGUGCCUUGCCGUCGACCGAGCGUCCAGUUGCCACCAGUGGAAGCGAAUUUGGCACCGGCUCCCAAGAGACGAGGGCGACCGCCGAAGCGCAAGUCGACGACGGCAGUGGAAGAAGAGGCAAUCACUACAAUCCCGCAUACGGCAUCCGCGGAGGUAGCAACGGUCAAGAGAGGCAGAGGACGGCCGAGGAAGUCGAACCGAACCUUUCCAAGACAGACUCAACCCCUCCUGUUGAACCAACCCCGCAGCCCAAGAGGCGAAGAGGCCGUCCGAGGCGAUCCGAGGUCUCGAAGCAGAACGCAUCUGAGGAAGUGCCCGCCAAGCAGAAGUUCAUGUCCAUGUCUGAACGAAUGGCACUUCGGGGCAAAUCGUUCAAGAUUGGCAAGCGAAAGUCUCGAGGCGGCGCCUCUGCGACUGUGUCGAAAAGCAUGACGCCCGACGAAAACGGGGACGACGCUCUGUCAACAAUCGGUAUCCGGCAGCAGUCGCCCAAGGACGAGAGAGGCGAGGUCGACCGAUCUCGCUCCCGAUCAGCGGAUGCUGAGGCGAACCAAUACUCGCCGUCGGAAACGUCGCCGGGCCCACGAGCCAGUGGACGUGGCCUCGGAGCCAAGAGAGAAAGCGCGACGAUGAGCGGACCCACGGUGGGGGGCUCCGAGGGGGCAAAGGGGCUUUAG